CUUUGGCUUUAGGCUGUUGAAUGCUGCACUUCGGUCAGUUUCCGCAGUCAUGGCGGAGGGUCCUGUCGUUAUCCGGCGGGCGGACGUGCAGCGCCUCCUGCUGUACUCCGAGCUGAUCCCCGCUUUGGAAGAAGCUUUGGGGAAAUUCUCUAAACGGGACAGUGCGGCGGUGAUCCAGCCGGUGCGAACCACCGUCCCGCUGCAGAAACACCACGGGUUUUUUGGGGUGAUGCCUGCGUACAUGGAGCAGGACGGGAUUCUGUGCACCAAGAUGGUGGUGUGUUUCUACAAGAGGGAGCCCGGUUCCGACCUGCCGUCCACGCAGUCCACGGUGCUGCUGCUGGAUCCACAAGUCGGAGACGUCAAAGCUGUGAGUGCUGAACUACUUAAGUAAAGUUGGGAAGACAUUCCAAGACUCGAUUUUCCGGAAGGCAGUGGCUACGGGUACGGACCCGUAUCUACAGAGACCGUUGUAAAGAUAACGGAGGGUGUCUUACCGACCAAUCAGAAUGCGCAAAUAUGUCAGUACCCGUAUGCGGUUGAAGGUCCGCUUAGAACUUGAGG
This is a messenger RNA of Thalassophryne amazonica, 564 nucleotides long. RefSeq names its product ketimine reductase mu-crystallin-like. Gene Ontology annotation, molecular function: thyroid hormone binding. The coding region runs from base 50 to 394 and encodes 114 amino acids. Gene Ontology annotation, cellular component: cytoplasm. Gene Ontology annotation, biological process: thyroid hormone metabolic process. The record is from RefSeq and is a predicted model, not a curated record. The transcript has 2 exons. Lineage: Eukaryota; Metazoa; Chordata; Actinopteri; Batrachoidiformes; Batrachoididae.